CAGAAUCCCUUUGAUUAAUAUAGAGUACACGUUUCCCGAAUGGAGGAAAAGAAAAUGGUUCUGUUGGAGCUGAAUGCGUAUGGGAGAAGGGAGAAGGAGGGUGUGCGGUGGAUUCAGGGCAUUCCAGCUGUUGUAUCCACGUACAAAGAGAGCCGGAAACAAAAGAUGCCGAGGAAACGUCUUCGGAGAGUGCACAGCCAAGUAUCAAUACAGAGGCAAUUAACCUCUGCACAAAUUAUGAAAAUAUAUAGCCGGACUUAAUAUCGUAGCGAGGUUGCAUUAUAAAAUAACGGUUGGAGCUCUGUUUUUAUCCGUCUGGAUUUUGCAAGGGAUUUUUCCCUUGCUAUGCGCUAACGGGAAUGCAAGAAUCAGAGCUGCACACCUCGACUGGCGCGCGUAACCAGCGCGAGUGCAGUGAUCCAGAUGUUGCGCUUCUCUGUUACAUCCAGGCCGAACCCCCCACCAACAAGUCCCUGUCCAGCCUGGUGGUGCAGCUGCUGCAGUUCCAGGAGGAGGUGUUUGGACGACACGUCAGCAACCCCCCUCUCACCAAGCUGCCGAUGAAGAGUUUUCUGGAUUUCAAGUCGGGAGGAGCACUCUGUCACAUCCUGGCUGCGGCCUACAAGUUUAAGAGCGACCAGGGCUGGCGCAGGUUUGACUUCCAGAACCCCUCCCGAAUGGACCGCAAUGUCGAGAUGUUCAUGAACAUUGAGAAAUCCCUGGUGCAAAAUAACUGCCUCAGUCGACCAAUCAUCUAUCUCAGUUCCGAAAUUGAGCCGAAGCUGUUGGGGAAAAUAAAGGACAUCAUAAAACGCCACCAGGGCUCAGUGACUGAGGACAAGGCAACCAGCUCUCAUGUGGUGGUCCCUAUACCAGCAAGCCUGGAGGAGGAGGAGUGGGUGCGUCCAGUGAUGAAGAGGGACAAGCAGGUUCUCCUUCACUGGGGAUAUUCACCUGACAGCUACGACACCUGGAUUCCUGCCAGCGAGGUGGAGGCCGCUGUGGAAGACCCCCCCAGUCCAGAGAAACCCAGGAAGGUGCAUGCCAAGUGGAUCCUGGACCUGGACCAGUUCAACGAAUGGAUGAACGAGGAAGACUAUGAGGUGGGCGAGGGUGGCCCCAGGAGAAAGAGGAUCUCGGCCAAGACCCUGACGGACGAGGUGUCUACGCCGGACGAGCGGCGGGACAGGAAGCCGGGCAGCGCCAAGAAGAGGAAGCGCUCGCCUUCGCCAUCCCCGACCCCGCCCCCCCAGGAGAGUAAGAAGAAGAACACCAAGAAGGGACCUACAGCACCGUACACCAAAUCGAAGCGGGGACACCGGGAGGAGGAGCAGGAGGACCUGACCAAAGAGCUGGACGAGCCCUCGCCUGUGCCUGCGGUGGAGGAGGUCACCCUGCCCAAAGCUGUCAACACUAAGAAAGACUCAGAAUCUACCCCGGUAAAAGGUGGCACUAUGACUGACCUGGAUGAGCAGGAGGAUGAGUCUAUGGAAACAGUGGGGAAGGAGGAAGAGGAAGGCUCCCCCAGCGUAAAGGGAGAGCCAGUGAAGAGCACCGACUUGCAUGAAGACAACGUGACGGAGCAGACCCACCACAUAAUCAUCCCCAGCUAUGCUGCCUGGUUCGAUUACAACAGUGUACACGCAAUAGAGCGCCGGGCCCUCCCAGAGUUCUUCAAUGGGAAGAAUAAAUCCAAGACUCCAGAAAUUUACCUAGCCUACAGGAACUUCAUGAUAGACACGUACCGCCUGAAUCCCCAGGAGUACCUGACUUCCACCGCCUGCCGCAGGAACUUGGCAGGGGAUGUGUGCGCCAUCAUGAGGGUUCAUGCGUUUUUGGAGCAGUGGGGGCUGAUCAACUAUCAGGUGGACGCAGAGAGCCGCCCCACCCCCAUGGGACCGCCCCCAACCUCCCAUUUCCACGUGCUGGCCGACACGCCCUCCAGCCUUGUGCCCCUGCAGCCCAAAACCACACAGGCCCCAGCCUCCCAGCAGAUGCUGACCUUUCCAGAGAAAGUGAAGGAGAAACCGGCGGACCUGCAGAACUUUGGACUGAGGACCGACAUUUACAGCAAGAAGAGCGGGCCUGCCAAGAGUAAGAGUGCCGCCAGUGCCACACGGGAAUGGACAGAACAGGAAACCCUGCUGUUGCUUGAGGCCCUGGAGAUGUACAAGGACGACUGGAACAAGGUGUCGGAGCACGUGGGCAGCCGCACGCAGGACGAGUGCAUCCUGCACUUCCUGCGGCUGCCCAUCGAGGACCCCUACCUGGAGGACAGCUCCGCCUCCCUGGGGCCCCUGGCCUUCCAGCCGGUGCCCUUCAGCCAGGCCGGCAACCCCGUCAUGAGCACCGUGGCCUUCCUGGCGUCCGUGGUGGACCCCCGCGUGGCCUCCGCGGCCGCCAAGUCGGCCCUGGAGGAGUUUUCGCGGAUGAAGGAGGAAGUACCGGCAGCGCUGGUGGAGGCCCACGUCAGGAGGGUGGAAGAUGCAGCUCGGGCCAGCGGGAGGCCCGACCCCCUCUAUGGCCUGGAGGGCAGCGGGAUCGCCGGAACCGACCUGGAGGAGGGCGAGCGGCCAGAAGAGAGUAGUGAGGAGAGCAAGAACGAUGGUCAGCCCAGCGAGGAGCGGCGAGAAAGCAAGGAGAUUAAAGAGGGAGCCAUGGAGGAAGAGGAGAAGCAGGGGGAGAAUGGAAAAAAGGAGGAAGAACGGGGCAGAGAGGGAGAAGGGGAAAGAGAGGGAGAGAAGACCGAUUCCGAAAUGGGUAAUGGAGAGAAGGAGAAAGAAGGGAGAGAGGGGUCAGAGGAGGGGCGGAGGGAAGGAGACGCUGAGGGAGAGCGGAAGGCCAAAGUUGAACGGGACGUUGGGGAGGGGAAUCUGGCCACUGCUGCUGCCUCUGCACUGGCUGCUGCUGCCGUCAAAGCCAAGCACCUGGCUGCUGUGGAGGAGAGGAAAAUUAAGUCUUUGGUGGCUCUGCUGGUGGAGACACAAAUGAAGAAGCUGGAGAUUAAACUAAGACACUUUGAGGAGCUGGAGACCAUCAUGGACAGAGAGAGGGAAGCGCUGGAGUACCAGCGGCAGCAGCUGCUGGCGGACCGGCAGUCCUUCCACAUGGAGCAGCUGAAGUACGCGGAGAUGCGCGCGCGACAGCAGCACUUCCAGCAGAUCCAGCACCAGCAGCACAGCCAGACCCCCCCACAGCACCCCUCCAGCACCCCGCUGGCCCCACCCCCGGGCAUGACGGGGUCCCAGCAGGGCCCCGGCACCCCGGGACCCCCACCAGCCCCCAGCCCCGUGCCGCCCCCCUCCUCCUCCUCCACAGGCUCCGCCCCCUCCGCCCAGGCCGCCGAGCCGCCGGGCCAGGCCCCGCACACCUCCCCCUCCGCCCCCGCAGGCCAGCCCCCCGCCCCCCAGCCCCCCACUGGACACGCACCAGCACUCCACGAUUCCAGUGCACCCCCCGAUGGGCUUCACCCCACCCCACCUGUCCCCACACCACAGUAAGAGAGGGAGAGAGAGAUAGGGAGGAUGGAGAAAGAGAGAGGAUGGAGUGAGAAAUGGAGACAGGAUCUUUUAGUGAUAAACAGUGGCAGAGUAAGUUACAGGAAUAGAAUCUGACUGAGCGAUAUGAUCGACCAGUGAUGUUGUCUGUUUGACUCUAACAAACUUAAAGAGGAAAGAGCAGGAAGUAAUGGAGAUAUGUCAAACUCAUUGCUCCCUGAAAGGAAGGAUCAUCGGGAAACAAAAAAUCUAAACUUAGGACAGAGUACGUGAAAGUAUUAUGUAUGAAAACAUAGUAAAAGACUGCAGGGAAGUGUUCAGGGUUUUUUUGUUUUGUAUUUUUAAUGAACUGCUGCUCUCUUGAAGUCCAUCAGGAAAUGAGAGCUCAUCCCAGUCUCGCUCCUGAAAAAACCCUGCAGCAAUCCUGAACAGCUCUCUUUUGACCAAUCCAAGUGCUGUCAUGUGAUUACAAGCAGUUUUUUUUGCUUCUGUGUUAAUGAAAAGUUUGGUUAAUAUGUGGCCGUGUACAAAUAGAAAAAAGAAACAUCCUCUUGCUAUACAGUUUAGCUAUUACUAUUAAUAACAUAAUCUGCGGCACAGAACUUUCUUCCAGUCUGAUUAACUGUGCUGAAAAACAACAUACAGGAUGCAAGAAAUCUGUGUUUGUGUGGGAGCGGCAUAUUUUAACACACUGAACAGUAUCCUUCAGUCAGUAUUCUGCCGUGCAGUGUUAUGGCACCGGCCCUGUCAUAAAGUGUUCCCUGAAUCUGUCCCCCAUAACCCAACCUUCUGUCUCUCAUAACCCAACCUCUCCCCCAUAACCUAACCUUCCGUCUCUCAUAACCCAACCUGUCCCCCAUAACUCAACCUUCCGGCUCUCAUAACCCAACCUGUCUCCCAUAACUCAACCUUCCGUCUCUCAUAACCCAACCUGUCCCUCGUAAUCCAACCAUCUGUCUCUCAUAACCCAACCUGUCCCUCAAAACCCAACCUUCCAUCUCUUCUGGCGUUGGGAGACAGGCAAAAGGAUGAGUGAUGUGAACUGAUAUCAAAAACCAUAAUGUGCUCCGUCUUGUUACAGGCAGAAACCUGCAUUGAUGUAAUGGAAAGCAGUCAUAAUGCCGUUAGUAUUAUGGGGAGGAGGGUGGGGAAGGGUGUAGCGGGUAUUCAAUUUUUGGCCAACAAAUGUCCAGAAGUAUGUAGUCGGGUUAAAAAUGAAACAGCACUUUGAAUUGUUUUUUUUCCUGAGACUGGAAAAACGAAAUGUUUUUUAAAUAGAAUUCCUGGAACUGAAGAAGCACUUAAAACAGAUACUGAUAAAAAAGUGUUACAAAUCAUAAUGGUGAUUUUGUGUAUUAUAUGAGUUUUUUAUGUUUUGAAAUGGGGCCAGUUGUAACUGCUUGAAGUGGUUGGUCAUUUGUUCCAUUGGGAGAGUGCAAGUUACAUUUGCCUGGUUUCUGUGAACAGACAUUUAGAGAAGGUUUUAGCUGUGCCUGCCUGGGCCAAAGAUACGCCAUUGCAGGAGAUUCUCCUGGAGCAGGGCAAUCUCAGUAUCGCUUUUAGUCAGCAGCAUUGAAUGUAUCCAAAAAAAAAAAACAGGAGCAGUCGACUAUCCAGUGCACCCACAACCAUCCAUAGAUUGUACGAAGUGAGCAGUCCCCAGUUUGGCUCAAGCUGAAAAAACUGCCAACUGAUUGGGUUUUUGAUGUAUAGCUAUGUAAAUGUAAUAGCUAUGUUUCCAUUAAGAUGUAUUUAUGUAACUAUAGGAUGCCAAAUCACAAUUUGCUGUGAUUUCCCUACUGGAAUUGUCACUGUGUGCAUAAAUAUGAAAGACCUUAAAUUUGAUUAAUACUAAUUUGUUAGUUCUAGCAAAUCUGAAUAACUCGUGUUAUAAAGUUAAGGUAAAUGGAAUUGGUAACAGUUUUUACAAAACCUAUCCACUGCAUGUUUGCCUGAAAAAAAAAAAAAAAAAAAUCCACCCUUCUCUCGGCACGUUUUUACGUUUUCGGUGGUGGUUUCACGCUCAACUAGAAGAGUUUUAAGAGCUCUAGGGUACACUAAUUGUCUUUGGCAUCCCAAUGGAAACAGAGAUAGCCAGCAUCCGAACAUGAAAGAGCUCUGGAUUUAGACUAGCCUGCAUCCGAACAUGAAGGAGCUCUGGGUUUAGACUAGCUAGCCUGCAUCCGAACAUGAAGGAGCUCUGGGUUUAGACUAGCUAGCCUGCAUCCGAACAUGAAGGAGCUCUGGGUUUAGACUAGCUAGCCUGCAUCCGAACAUGAAGGAGCUCUGGGUUUAGACUAGCUAGCUGGAUACAUUUGAAACUGUAAUUUAAUCAGUGCUCAAUAAAUUUCAUGAAUUUAAAUUGGAAUAAUUGAAACAUUGAAAUAUUUUCAGAAUGUGACUGAAUAUUCUGUCUUUACAAAGUACAGAUUACCCUGAAACUGCACAGUAAUAUCCGCCUCACAUGGUACAAGGCGCAAUUCUCCUUUUCCGGUCAUACUACAGCUAGUAUUUUAUGGGGCUGCUGUGCUGAAGCUGAUCCACUAAUGGUAAUUAUGUGGAGUAGGAAUGUGUGCGAAUGUUUGUGAAUAACGCAAGUAUGUGACUGAAGUAAAACGUCUGCAUCCAGCUAACAGGAAGUGUUUCCUUAUGAAGGAAAUCAUUUGCAUUUGUGUCAAGGGCAAAAUUAAUCCAGAAAGGUUGAGGGGACUCGUGGUCAAAGCACAGUCAGUGCAGGCAGCCAUUCUGUGCUCGAUUUGUAGAAUGAUCUUUUCAUUGUACGGUUUCCUUUUUAUAUUUCCGACUGUGUUUAUGGUAUUCAAAUAUUAGUACAGUCAGGACAUUACUGUCACUGUUAUAUCUAUGUACCCAUCUUUUAUAUUGCUUUCUUUACAUAAUCAUGUGUAUUCUGAUACCUUUUUUAGGUUUUACGGUAAAUUGUGAACAGUGAGAUUGAUAAUGUGUGUGAGUGCACAUUGUAAUUGAGUUUUCUUGAGAUAUCCUCAUAAACCCAACUGCUUCUUCUGCACAGUGACAGUUUUUAAAUUGGCACACACACACAUGCGCUCAUGCACACGCUCACAUGCACCCACACACACACUCACAUAUGCACACACACACAUGCACUCAUGCGCACGCUCACACACACCCACACACACACAUGCACUCAUGCGCACGCUCACACGCACCCACACACACUCACAUAUGCACACACACACUCAUGCACACGCAUCCACACACACUCACAUAUGCACAGACACACACAUGCACUCAUGCGCACGCUCACACGCACCCACACACACUCACAUAUGCACACACAUGCACUCAUGCACACGCUCACACACACCCACACACACUCACAUAUGCACGGACACACACACGCACUCAUGCGCAUGCUCACACGCACCCACACACACUCACAUAUGCACAGACACACACACGCAUUACUCUGACACCCAGUAUUAGAACCCUUCUCAUGAUGUAUACUCAAAGGAAUGAACGAUUUGGUUUUUCUGUGUCUUUUGUUGUGCGGACCUUGUGAAAAAAAAUGGUUGUGUGUGUUUAUUUUUAUUUAUUGUAUUUUUAUGGCUAACAGUAAGAAUUGAAGCAAUGAGCAGGGACCUCUCUGUCUUAGUGCACUGUUUGCCUCAUCUGCAGUUUGUCAUAUCUAUAAAGAAAAAUUGAAACACUACAAAAAUGAAAUGUUCUUACUUACGUCAAUUGAUUGGGGGAAAACUGCUUAUAAAGUGUUACGACAGUCAAUGGA
Molecule: messenger RNA, 7263 nt
Organism: Anguilla rostrata (American eel)
Lineage: Eukaryota; Metazoa; Chordata; Actinopteri; Anguilliformes; Anguillidae
Gene: smarcc2
Product: SWI/SNF related, matrix associated, actin dependent regulator of chromatin, subfamily c, member 2
Exons: 26
Coding region: 360-3500 (1046 amino acids)
Biological process (GO): positive regulation of DNA-templated transcription
Cellular component (GO): nBAF complex; npBAF complex; SWI/SNF complex
Molecular function (GO): histone binding; nucleosomal DNA binding
Source: RefSeq, a predicted model, not a curated record